AUGAUAGGCUCGGAUCGAGCCCCUAGCAUAGUACCUCUGUGUCGUAAUGUAUGUAUAAAUCGCAUCUAUUUACAUUUUUACUUAUAUAUAUUCUGUCCAACAAUGGAUGGAAUCUCGUCCAAACUGCCGAUCCUGGCUUACGGCGCCCAGCAGCGCGAAACCUGGGAUAUACCCUUCAAAUUGAUAGAUAUUGAGAUAAAAGACAAACGCAGUACAAGCAAGUGUCACUACGAAUGUAACCCAUCGCAAAGGAGUGAGACUUUCACUACUUAUACACCCUAUCUGAUCGACAAGGUCACCAAAAGGGGAAGAGUUAUAUGGAAUUCCGCCGAUUUCAAGUAUUACGGAUCCCGCGUGUUGUUAGGACGCACAGAUAGUAACGAAUUGGUGUUCAGAGUUUUAUAUCCCGGCUUCCAAGACGAGGAGGAGUCCAAGCCUGAAUUUCAGCCAGAGCUGGAAUACGUUAUGCAAGGAACUGAUGCUGGUCAGUUUCUUCAACAGCAGGUCCAUGUUAUGCCUCCUCAACAGCAGGUCCAUGUUAUGCCUCCUCAACAGCAGGUUCCUUUUAUGCCUCCUCAACACCAGGUUCCUGUUGCGCCACAUCAUAAACAGGUUCCUGUUGUUCCACAUCAUGAACAGGUUCCCGGCAUACAGCAUCAGCAGGAACUUCAUAUACAACCUGAGUUGCCUAAACCUGCAAAAGCGCCCAAACCUGUCAAGGUAGUUCAACAUCCAGUUGCUACUACACAUGAGGACAUGUACCUCCCUGAGACAGAGGCUGAAGAUACAGUUGCGGCUCAGCCGCUCAAAGUCACGCAGCCGCAGAAGCAAAUUCCAAUUGAUACAUCAGACUUUGAGGUGGUUGACGGAAUGAAGGGCUCCAGGGCAAAGCCACGCCCCGCUGCUGCACACCCAGUUGCAGUGCAACCAGGCCCAGCUCAUCCAGUUUAUCCAGAGGUACAGGAGCUGGCCCAGGUCCAACAGAGAGUUCGCAGAGCCGGAGGACGCGGCCCCGACGUCAUUCCGCUCGACCAGUCAGGAACUGAGCAGGAGAUUCCCGAGCCUCAGCAACGUAAACGUAAGGGUCCGCAGCCAGUAGAAGCAUUCGGUCAAGAUUUUGACGCUGCCGAUUACUCUCAAGACGCCAGAGGAGCAAGGACUUCACACACAGCCUACUUGCCUCCCACAGAGUCUGAGGAAGCGACCAGGGCCAAGGGCACAGAUCAGUCUCAACUUGCAGCUGAAACGCAAGAAUUUGAUACAGUCUUGGUUAAACUCGAGAUCACUAACUGCAGGAACAGCAAGCAGGUUUCAUAUGAGCAUGAUUCCGAGACUGGAGCUCACGUGUUCACUCCAAACCCAGGUCACGCUAUAUACAUGGCCACACACAAUGGUAAGACCGUAUGGAGGGCUAAAGACGAAAGGUAUCCAACACAUCUCAUUAUAACAAUAGAUGAGAACAAUAAGACAAAGCUGCGUGCCAUGUACGACGAUGAGGCUGAUCCAAACAAGUUCGUAUUGGACGUCAGGGACUACUGGGACCAAGCUAAGUUUGACGAAACUAAAUAUGACGCUAUGGCAGACAACGGUAACAUUAUAUACUUCUUCAAAGAAGGUGUCAAAUGUACUCAGGUUACCUGUGACAAGAUUGUAGUGUGGAAAAUGGGAGAACACGAUAUCAGUGAGACAAAGUCGGUUAGCUUCGAUAGAGUUAACCACCAUGUCGUGGUCAGCGACAACGACAAGGGAUUGGAGUAUCACUACGACGGACAACAGUGGACAUUGAGUAAGAUUUUGCAGUAUGAGUCUGACACUGAAACUGAGAUGGAACAGCAGCCUAAACCCACAGCCAAGGCAGCUGCGCAGCAGCAGCAGCAGCAGCAGAUGAUGGGCGUCCCAGCGGCAGCUCAACCUCCCACAAAAGGAGCCGUGCAGCAGCCAGGUGCCUGGCCUGAACAGCAGUUUGACCAGGUGCAUGGUUUCGAGGUAUAUGAAUCGUCUGGAGAAGUUGAACAAGCACAGCCUCAGCAAUAUCACCAGGCUCCCCUUGGGAAGCCGGGUCGAGCUGUUGUCAAAGACAGACACGCCCAGUACCCAGUCGGCCCUGACGGCAUGCCAAUCAGCGUGGUUCACGGAGUGCCGCAGCAACCAGCCUUCACAGCAGACGGGCAAGUUCAUACAGACGUGGAAUUAAUUACCAAACAACCUGGGGUGCCCGUGGCGUCUGCACAUGCUGGGGCGGUUGCGGCACCUAUGCCAAGAGCCAGAGCCUCCGUACGAGUUCAACCGCCAGCAGUUCAUCCGCAACACGUACUCGGAGAACAACAAGUCCUGGGCAGGCCCCAGGCUCCAAGAGUGCAACCAGUUGAGCAAGAGUUUGCCCACUAUCCGACUCCUGAUAUGCGGUUCCUCCAUACCGAGGCUGCUGCAGUACCUAAGCAUCCAGUCAUGCCUAGGGGCAGGGGUGCCUUAGGCAGACAGACUGCAGCUCUGCAGCCUAAACUGCAAGAGAUUCCAGACCCUCACCCGCAACCAAUUGAUCUCUCGACAAUGUACUUUGACGAGAAUGGCAUUCCCGUUGUCGUAUCACAGGAUUCUGAUCAAUUCCAACAUCACGCCACACCAGCCAAUGUUCCUGUUGCCAGGGUCCCAGUGGCCAAGCCCCCUAAAACCAGUCAGUUCCAGGUUCUUGACACCGAAAGUGACAGUUACAAUUUACAGCAAGCACACAGCAGGUUGAUUCAGACCAAAAAGGGAGUGAAAGCCGUUCAACUAGAUCAACAGGCCCAACAGCAAGUAGGACAAAGUCAGUACAUGGAGCAGAUGCAAGCAUUUAAACAACAGUUACGAGCUCAGCAACAAUUAGAACAACAACAGAAAAGGCAGAGGCAAAAACAGCCAGCUGAGCUUGCACAUCAACAGCCACCUGAAGUAGCACAACAUCCGCCAGAAGUAGCAUAUCAACAGCCAACGGAAGUAGCAUAUCAACAGCCGCCCGGAGCUGAUCAUGCCGAUAUUAAAGCACAGAAGUUAGCUGCAAAGGCACUGAAACAGCAGCAAAUGAUCGCUAAACAGCAAUAUGUGCAACAGUUGCAACAAAGGGAAGCAGCUCAUAAACACUAUGCUCAGCAAUACACACAACAAUACGCUCAAUACUCUCAACAAUAUGCUCAAAAAGCUAAUGCAGGCAAAUCAAGAAAGCAGGCUCAGGCAGAAGUUGCCGGCAUGAACGCUGCACAGGAACAUAGGAUAGCGCAGCUUGCUGCUGCCGGGGCUGUUCAACAAGAUGUUCAUAUGGCAUACGCUCAACCCGCCCCUCAACAGGCUAUGUAUCACCAGCAGUUUCAACAGCAACAACAGCAGAGGCUGUCCCGAAGGAUUGCGGUGCCAGAACAACAGGCCCAGGUAAAGGCGCAGAGAGUCGAGUCGCAACCUCCUUAUCCAGAAGAAGACCCUGCCAACGUAUUCGAAGGCUACGAGCCACCACAAGAGGACAUGUUUAGCGGCACUUUUGACGAUUUAGUCGUUGUUGAUACUGACGGUGACUCUUCCAACAAUGAGCAACUGCCUCAGCAGCCUAGAACAUCUCAUGGUCAUGUAAGAGCGCAGCCGAUUGAAGCAUAUCCUGUUGACCAAGACUUUAUUUAUCGCAACCCCUUUGUGCUUUCAAUUGUACUUGAGCCUUACCUUUGUUUUAUUGUUUUUGUUUAA
Theileria orientalis strain Shintoku is the source of this 3711-nucleotide messenger RNA. RefSeq lists its product as hypothetical. The transcript has 4 exons. The coding region runs from base 1 to 3711 and encodes 1236 amino acids. NCBI's taxonomy places the organism in Eukaryota, Apicomplexa, Aconoidasida, Piroplasmida, Theileriidae. The record is from RefSeq and is a predicted model, not a curated record.